AUGGAGGGCCCGCUGCCGGCUGCGUGGCUGAUCGGCAGGCUCGGCGCCGCCGCGGCCGGCCUCGGCGGGGCCGUGGCGCACGCGCUGCGCGGCCCUGUGGCCCAUGCGAGGGAGGCCGCCGCUGCAGUGCUCGAGCCGAAGACCGGCAUCUCGUUCCCCGGAGAGUUCGGAUUCCAAUCCGGUGACGACACCCGCUGCUCGCUGACGCUCGCGGGCGUCGGAGUGCGCAACAAGAGGCUCGUAGGUAUAAAAAACAUCAACGUGUACGCGGUGGGGAUGUACGCGGACCCGGACGCGGUGCGCGGGAAGCUGGGCGAGGCGUGCGCGGGCCGGCCGCGCGAGGACGUCGCCACCGACCAGGCGGUCCUGGACAGCCUCGUCAGGGGGGAACUCGAGUCAGGCCUGCGCCUCGUCAUCGCCUUCGGGGGGCUCACGCGGCAGCGCUUCAUCAGCGGCCUGCGAGAGCGCCUCGACCCGCUCCUGAAGAAGGAGGGCAAGCCCGAGGUCUGCGACGCGUUUGCGGCGCAGUUCGACGACAUCCAGCUGCGGCGGGGCUGCGAGAUCGCCUUCCACAUGUCCGCCGCGGGGCAGGUCACCACCGCGGUCGACGGCGCGCGCGUCGGGACCAUCGUGUCGCCGGAGCUGCAGCGGAGCAUCCUCGACAUCUACGUCGGGGCCGACCCCGUGGCCCCGAGCGCGAAGGCCGACAUCGGCAAGGGCAUCGCAGGCUUUGUUUCGGCGUGA
Molecule: messenger RNA, 744 nt
Organism: Pedinophyceae sp. YPF-701
Lineage: Eukaryota; Viridiplantae; Chlorophyta; Pedinophyceae
Source: the annotation of a GenBank genome assembly